UGAUACGUACCGCUUCAUUUCAUUAUAAUCAUAACAUUAAUUGCCAUUACGAAAGAAAAACAAUGGCAACAUGGAGGAGCUUAGUAUUCAUCACUAACAUUGUGUUUCUCUUGAAUUUUACAAUGGAAACUCUAGGCAAUGAUUUUCAAGCAUUCUACUUUAUCCAACAGUGGUUACCUUCAUACUGUAAUCAAAGAGGAACAACAUGUUGCUACCCACCAACAGGAAAAGGGGCUGCAGAUUUUACAAUUUAUGGGCUUUGGCCUUACAAUAAUUACAAUGGUGGCUCCAUUCAAAAUUGUGCCGGUGCAAGUUACGACGUUGCUCCGCUUAAACCAAUUCAAAGCAUGCUACAAAAGUCAUGGCCAUCUUUUACAUGCCCACAAAUUGGGAGGAAAUUCUGGUUGCAUGAGUGGAACAAACACGGAACAUGCUCAAAAUCUGCCCUAGACGAGAUGUCAUAUUUUGAGGCAGCACUAAACCUCAAAAACAAGAUCAACAUCUUCCAAGCCCUUGCGAAAGCCAGGAUACAACCCAAUAACCAGUUUUAUACUCUUGAUAGCAUAAACAUGGCUAUCACUCGAGCCAUCGGGUUUCGGGCCUCGAUAUUCUGUAACCAUGAUGCUCAAGGAAACAGUCAGAUUUGGCAAAUUAUAUAUUGUGUUGAUAAAAGUGGUACCAAAAUCAUCAACUGUCCUAACUCUUCUGCGGGACAAGGUGGUUGUUCUUCUACCAUCAAGUUUCCAUCUUACUAAUACUUUCUACGGAGUAUAUAUUAGUCUUUGUACGUACUCAUUUAUGUAGCAAAUACAUACAUACAUACUCCAUACGAAAUAUAUAAAUAUAUUUUAUGCGAUA
Molecule: messenger RNA, 858 nt
Organism: Spinacia oleracea (spinach)
Lineage: Eukaryota; Viridiplantae; Streptophyta; Magnoliopsida; Caryophyllales; Amaranthaceae
Product: ribonuclease 1
Exons: 3
Coding region: 63-755 (230 amino acids)
Biological process (GO): RNA catabolic process
Cellular component (GO): extracellular region
Molecular function (GO): ribonuclease T2 activity; RNA binding
Source: RefSeq, a predicted model, not a curated record